This is a messenger RNA of Blastomyces dermatitidis ER-3, 3679 nucleotides long. RefSeq lists its product as uncharacterized. The transcript is spliced from 5 exons. The record is from RefSeq and is a predicted model, not a curated record. The coding region runs from base 155 to 2653 and encodes 832 amino acids. Lineage: Eukaryota; Fungi; Ascomycota; Eurotiomycetes; Onygenales; Ajellomycetaceae.
AUGCGGCGCAACAGACAACAGACAACAGAUCGAACAGCUUCCACGACUCUCCUCCAACGGUUCUUUUCUCGCCCUCCUUGCCGACCCCAACACUGCCGCAAUAGUUACUUGUCAUAUUGACUGUUUUCUGUGUUAUGAGUUCCCUCUCCUAUCGAUGGCGCCCGCGGGACCGCGAAAGCGGGUGAAUCCAAACGACGAAAACGGCGAGCCAGCAGCCGCCUCUCAGGCUGGCCCCGUGGACUCUGACGCUUCCGCAGAGACGCGAACGCUAGACAUUAAAAAUGAUAAUAGGACGACCUGGUAUAACCCAUCCUGGCCCCGCAAGCCCAAGGCACCCGCGGUCACGGAAGUUGCUCGUGAGAGCAUUUCUGCUGAAGCAGCUUUGACGCCGGAGCGGAACUCGUCAGUUUCAACGCCUCAUAACCAAAGUCGACCUGUUAGGCCGCCCUCCAUCGGACUUACGAAGAAAAUCGGAGGAUCCACGAGGUCACUGCCUGCGGAAGUAGCCACCACACGGAUCAAUAUUGCUUCAAUUGGCUCCGCUUCCGUUCCGGAUAUGUCGAUAUCCGACAAAAAAGUUGAAGGCGACACACAGCAUAGUAUAACUGGUGGCUCAGCGCCCAUGUUACCGACUGUUUCGAUAGACGCCCAAAACGGCAAAGUUACCAAGAAACUCAGUGAUCCGGCGGACACCAUUCCGGAUAGUAAUCAAGAUAAAAAAACAAAUCAAAACACACAGCCUACUCAGACGUCAGGCUGGCUUGGUUGGAUUCCGCUCCCAAGAAUCGGCGGCGAAUCCACUCCGAAGCCAGGGCAAGCAGAUCAGUCGGCCAAUGCUGCUGGAGUAGCCAUACAAUCUAACAAAGAUGAACCGUUACCCCGUGCAGACGAAGAAACCGAACAAAAUGAUACUGAACAGCCUACAAUUACAAUUGAGCAAAAAUCUACUGCCCCUGAGGACCCAGCUCCUACAAAGCGAGCCUGGUUCUUGUGGGGUGGUAAAUCCGCUUCCUCGCAACAAGCGGAAAACUGGCAAAAUGAGAGUCAUGCGCAAGAGAGUAGAACAAGUGCGGACACUCAAACUCCCGCUGCAGAGUCUAGUGAUAUAGAUCUGCAGACCGACCACAAGGCACUCCUAUCGGACAGCAGCAAUGUUGAUAUGACAGUCGCUCCUUCAAGGGCAGCAUCGUCAUAUAGUUGGUUCUUUUGGUACAGAGAGGUACAGACAAGGCCUGCUGGGACAAGCACUAAGAACCUAGAACGAACAGAGGAUUCAACUGGCACUGCGGAAUAUCAAAACCAGGCAUCGGCGUCGAUUAGGGUUUCGGAACCUGAGGUAGCGACGCCAACUCCAGCAGAAGCAGUAUUGCCCGGCCAACAACCCAACUCAAGCAUUAAAAAGACCACUGCACCUACGAAGGAAAGGUCUCCUGCUGCUUCGACAACGAAGAUUUCGUUCCCUAACCAGGUGCUUCCCACAUUAAAGGCUAGCUUCCCUGUACCCGAGCGGCCUAGUAUUAUUCGGCAACUUGGUAGUUUGCUCUUCUCUUACAACUACCCCGAACCCCGCCAUGUAACACUGACAAAUGACCCACCACGUGUGAAACGUGCGCUUGCGAUCGGGGUACAUGGAUUAUUUCCAGCACCGUUAAUUCGCACUGUCCUUGGGCAACCGACAGGCACAUCCGUCAAAUUUUCAACUAUGGCAGCGAAGGCUAUUUCCUCAUGGACGGAGUCCCAUGGAUAUUCGUGUGAAAUCCAGAAAAUAGCUCUUGAAGGUGAGGGGCGCAUCUCAGAACGUGUAGAUUUGCUUUGGAAAUUGCUCCUCAAUCAUAUCAAUGAUAUCAAGAAGGCCGAUUUCAUCUUGGUAGCUUGCCAUAGCCAGGGUGUUCCGGUCGCGACCAUGCUGGUUGCGAAGCUGAUAGCUUUUGGUUGUGUGAGCUCUGCACAUAUUGGCAUAUGCGCCAUGGCGGGUGUCAAUCUAGGGCCAUUUCCCGAGUAUCGAUCUCGCUGGAUUAGUGGAUCAGCUGGCGAAUUAUUCGAUUUCGCGAACCAAAAGAGCAAGGUCUCACAGGACCACUUGGCAGCGCUUGAAACUGCUCUUGACUUCGGCGUGAAGAUUGUGUAUGUGGGAAGCAUAGAUGAUCAACUGGUGUCAUUAGAGUCAUCUAUUUUUUCAACUAUUUCGCAUCCCCAUAUUUACCGAGCGGUCUUUGUGAAUGGCAGAGUCCACGCUCCCAGUUUCCUAUCACAACUCGUUGGUUUCGCGAUGAAACUACGUAACCUUGGAAUAUCUGAUCACGGGCUUAUUCGGGAGCUUAGCUCUCCCCUUGCUGGAAGUUUAUAUUCUGGCGAAGGCCAUUCCCGUUUAUAUGACGACGAAACACUUUACCGACUCGCUAUCGAGUUCACGCUCGAAACGCUUCCCGUUCCCAAUGCCAAACUAGAAAUAAACACAUCGAGCCGUUCACCAAACGGAAACCCAUACAUCCUCCCUUUCGCCAUGCGAGGUGUCCUGGAGGAAGAAUACGUGCGACGCGAAUUAUCCGAGGAAACUUCGGAGCUCCUGAAGCUGUUUGACGACUGGAAGCCUUCCAGCAAGGUACUGAAAGAUGUCAAGUUUCGCCUUGAAGGGAUUAGGUCUAAGCUUUGAGCGAUGCCUCUUUGACCUUCUCCUGUCUAUAUCUAUUUUACAGCGUGGUCAGUGAAUGGCGUUGUUCUCGUUUCCCAGGAAAAGCGGUGCGUUUGGAAUGUCGCUGCUUUCUAUUCUUCUGAAUUCUUCAUUUGCCCACUGCUUCUUUCUUUAGCGGCAUUAUAGAUAGAUUUUGUCCUGUGUACGCACACGUUCUACUAUCUUGUUGAUGUGUGUCGUUUAUUCCGUCCUGGUUCCUGCCUGUCUUGGAUAUGAUAUUCCUUUGUCGAGCUGUUCAACGCGGGGGGGGGGAUGGUGAUGUGAUCUAAUGUAAAUAGAUAAUGUAAUUUAGUAACGGUAACCAAAUACGCAUCUUAUAAGUUACAGAGGAACAUGUCAGAAAGUGAAGAAGCUACGUGGAAUGUGUUAGGGUUAAGGGAAACAAGGGUGUAUAAUAAGUCCGAAAAAAAUACGCCACGCAUUAUGCAUUGAUUGCUAACUGAGGGACUGUGGCGACUAACGAUAUUGGUAUAUAGACGAGAAAAAUUGCAAGAAAUAAAAGGCAGAAAGAUGUGUAAUAUACAAGGGAGAGAGGUAUCCGGGAAGAAAUAUGACCUCUAGGCCAACCUAAAUAAAUGGACAGGCGACAUCCCAAACAAAAAAGUGAAAAACGAAAAUGAAGACGAAAAAAAAGGGAGGUGGUAAGGAGAAGGAAGAAGAAAAUUGGCGGGUAUGAUGAAAAAUGAGGCUAACAUAUCCAGAAAGAUUAUGUAUAUGAAGGGAAAUAUAUCCUGGAAAUAAAUAUAUGUGAAAUCAGGCGUAAAGUGAGGGUGGGUCAUGGAAUCAUUCAAAUCCGCUGCAAGUGAGGAGAGAGCGAAAAAAAAAAGAGGAAAGAGAGAGAGAGGAGAUAAGUGAAAUGUAUCCGCUGCAAAUUUAGCAUCCCGCUUGGUCGUUCGCGAUAGCCAGAGAGCGGGAGCAGAGGCUUGACGUGAUUUCCGAGAUGGGAAGACUAGAUUUAAGAUAGUCGAAGAAACUCUGCGGGCUAAU